Sorex araneus (European shrew) is the source of this 2139-nucleotide messenger RNA. Its product is annotated as basic proline-rich protein-like. The transcript has 2 exons. The record is from RefSeq and is a predicted model, not a curated record. Bases 1 to 2139 code for a protein of 712 amino acids. NCBI's taxonomy places the organism in Eukaryota, Metazoa, Chordata, Mammalia, Eulipotyphla, Soricidae.
AUGUUUCCAGAGAUCUGUUCAAACGCAAUAAGCAAAAUUAAACUAGGGUCUGCAAAAAAAGGGCGGCGGACAAGGUGCGAGCCCCACUCUGGCCUUCUCCUCUACGGUAACCACAUACAGCCGCAGCCAGCCUGCGCCUCCCUUCGAAGCUGCCUCACUUCACCAAAGUCACUAGGGCCUGACAAGCCAGCCCGGAGCGCCGGGCCGAGGGCGAAGGCGGAACCACCGCACAAACGGGACCCGAUCAACCACGCGGGCCGGCCCCGCGCACCGCCCGCACGGAGCCCGAGCAGGGUGCGCACCGCGAGCACGGCCACGCGGCUCCCCGCUUCUCCCCAAGGCCGAGCCUCCGAGUGCGCCUUUCCCGCUCCCACAAGCGGGCACCACCGCCGGCGAAGAACAAAAGCGCUCACGCGAGCCACCUUCCCACCGCCCGACUCCUCCACCCAGCACCCCCGCCGGCACCCCGGAGCCCGCCCCCGACGCCGCGCCCCGCCGCGGCAGCCUCGCCCGCCGCGGCCACCGGGAGCCCAUUGCAAACACGUGCUCUGCCGCCUUCAAAUGUCCUACAACUUCCUUCCAGCGCGCGACCCGCCGAGCGCCCGGCCGCAACGCCCGUCACCGGCUCCCCCGCACACCAGCCCGAAGCCGCGCGGGCUACAGCCCCCCUGCCAAGCAGCGGCGGCCGCGGCACCACCACAGAAGCCGCCGCGGCGCCCGGCCACCCGCUCUCCCCCACCCUCCCCCCCCAACCACCACCACCCCCAGCGCCGCCGUCUCCGCCGUGACACAUGGCUGUCCCCGCCCCGGGCGCCGGCGACCCCCGGCCGCCCCGUCGGGCUCGGGCGAAGAGGUGCCAGCCCCCGCCCCGCGCCCGUCCGCGCGCCGACUGCGGCGCCGGGAGCCGCCGUUCCACACACACACCACACAGACACACACACCCACGGAACCCCCGAAUCCCGAACCGGGGCUGAGCAAGCCCGGGAGCAGGGGGACCGGCAGGAGGGGGCCGCGAGGGCGUUCCGAGAAUUGCCCAACGCCCGCCGGACGGCCAGCGCCACCCGGGUCCCCGGCGCGCGGCCGCGGGACGGGGGGCCCCCCGCGCCUCUCCGCCCACUCCCGCGCCGCGGCCACGGCCACGACAGCACCAACUCCGCCGCCGCCGCCCCGGAGCGGCGCAGACAAAGCCCGAACAGCGACAGCACAUGGAGGACAGGAGGAAGUGGCGGCGCGGGCCGCGGCCUACUCCCAGCCAGCCCCAGUCAACGUGCUGCUCACCCCCCUCGGAAUCCAUUUUCCAGAAAAGCCGGUUUCUCCCCCGCGCCACCCUCCCCCCCGCCACCCCCCGCGCACGCCACAAUGUCAAGGCGCUCCCCUCCCAGACCCGGGUCCCCACGGCCGUUACCUCCCCGUCGGGCUGCGGCAGAGGAAUCCUGUCCGAGGAGAUGGGGCUGCGGGGAACGCGUGCUCGCGGCUCCCUGUGUCCGGCGCGAGUGGAGCUGUUGUAAAAUGGCGGCCGAAGCUCACGCCGCUGGCAGCAAACCCGAUCCAGUUCCACUCGCCUCCGAGCGCGCUCCCGGUGCGCGCGCGCCCCCGCGUGACCCCCCUUCUCUCCCCUCCCUCGCGCGUCCGCUCCUCUCACUCACUCCCUCAAGCCCCGGCCCUCCUCCGGCUCCUCCUUCUCCUCCUACACCACCUCCACCGCCACCGCCACCAGCCUCCCCGGCCGCUUCUGGCGCUCUCGGCCUGGCCUCUUCCCCGUCCCCUUGCUCCUCGGCCACCGCCGCUCCCGCUGCAGUCCGCGGCCGCUCCCGCACGAGUGGUCCGCCUCUCCCCCGCCUGCCCCGCACGCCCGCUCGCUCUCCCCUUCGCUCGCUUCGUGGCUCGCUCCCUGGCGCUCCCUCCCCUCGCUCGCUCGCUCGCUCUCAGCCCCGUCCCCCCAGUCCCUGCCGAGUCGGCUUCUCUCUUUCUCUCUCCCGCGCUGACGUGACGACGUCGCCGACGCCGCGGGACGCGCGCCCGCGGGCUCCGCCCCCUUGCGCCGCCGACGCCGCCCAGGCCCCGCCCCCCGGCCAACCGCGAGACCCCGCCCUUCCGCUGGGGCGGCGGCGGCGGCGGCGGCGGCGGGGCCGAGAGUGA